AUGGCUUUCUGCUGGUACAACCGAAAUCUGCCCAUUCUGAAGAUUCGUGGACUGCCGUUGUCCUUUUUCGCAAUUGGGUUUCUGCACAUGUAUUGGAUUCUGGCGCAGCUGGUGUAUCCCAUCGGCCAAACCAUGCCACUAGUCCUCGCAUAUGACAUCCAGUACUUCUUCAUGGGCCUCUGGUUUCCCUUGGGAGUGGCAUUGUUCCACGCAUCCAAUCUUCGUUUUCUUCACGUGGCGAGGCUUCAGAAACAGUUUACUGGUCCAGCUCGUCGAGUCGAAUCGGGCUGCAAUGGCGCAAAAACCUCAUGGCUUUGCCGCCUCAGAAACAUGGAUCAUACAACGCGAUCGAUUAUGUUCAUCGCUCUUGGAAUGGUCAUCCAGGUCUUGCUCACGGUCGGUAUGUGGCUAGCCUGCCGAAAAUACCAUCCAACGUAUGGCAUUCCUGGUACCGAACUCCGCGGUGAAACACUCCUUGAGCAACUUGUGGACUUGAGUCGAGGGUGGGAAUGGUGGCCGUCGGUUCUAUGGCAGGUCAUUUGGACUUGGAUUGUUGCACCUAUUCUUCUGUGGCGCGCUUGGGGGAUUCGCGAUACCAUGGGAUGGCGGGCACAAACCAUCGGCUGCUGCAUUUCCAAUCUCCAUGCGACACCAAUGUUCUUGGUCGCGCUGUAUGCUCCUGUCUUCCAGAAGGUCAAUAAAGUUUUUACUCCGAGUCAAUGGAUCCAUCUCUCCAUUUUUAUGUUUGAAAUCUUCACCGUUUUCGUUCCCGCUUUCCAAGUCGUCAAGUUUUGGAUCCAGAAGAGAAAAACUACCCGCUCGAACGAGAAAUGGGACAGUCCUCUCCAAACUACGGGUCUGACGCUGUCACCUCAAGCGGAACCCUUUACCCCUUCGUCUUCGUCGACGGAGCACUGGAUCUUCCCAACCGCUACUUUGACGAAGAAGAGUAAACCUCUGGACAUCUUUAGCGAAGACUUGGGCGAUCGCCUGCUGACAAUGAGCGCCCUCGAAUACGUUCUCAGCGAAAAUCCUCAACCACUUCAAGAAUUCUCUGCUCUGAGAGAUUUUUCGGGAGAAAAUAUUGCCUUCUUAACAAGUGUAGCAAAAUGGAGGUCAUGCUGGGCUACACAGAGCGCUGAUGAUCAGAAACGAAAGAUGUAUAGCGACGCACUGGAGAUCUACAUCGACUAUAUUAGCCCAAGAGAUGCUGAGUUCCCCUUGAACUUAUCUUUUGCCGAGAUUAAGCGCGUCGAACGCAUCUUUGAAGCAGCCGCACGAAGUGUCUGUGGAGAGCAAACACCAAUCUCACCUACAUCGUUCGAUAUUGAGAUUGCUCCUUUCAGCUGCUGCGAGGCUAGUUCUCCCGUCGAGCUAAGCGAUCGAAACGCCUCCAGGAUACAUUAUGAGGGCGAGAUCCCUGAAGAGUUUGGUUUAACGGUGUUUGAUAGCAUCCAAGCCCAUAUCAAGUAUCUCGUUUUGACCAAUACGUGGCCGAGGUUUGUGGACGAGAUGCAGGCCAAGCGACGACAAUCAUGCGAGACGGCGAAUAGCGAAGGGACCUGGAAAUCUGGAUCGACUAUUACAAAUAGGAUCGCCCAUUUGGUCCGCCAAAUUUUCUAG
Molecule: messenger RNA, 1623 nt
Organism: Trichoderma gamsii
Lineage: Eukaryota; Fungi; Ascomycota; Sordariomycetes; Hypocreales; Hypocreaceae
Exons: 5
Coding region: 1-1623 (540 amino acids)
Source: RefSeq, a predicted model, not a curated record